CAGUGUCAGGUCUAGUAGUGCUGUCGACAUAGGCCAAAUUGUUCAUUUAAGAAACUAAUAAGCGGCAUAUUUACAUUAACACCAAAUUUAACAAAUUAUCAUGUAGUUUAUGUACUUGUUCGACAAUUUCGCAUUUUCUUGACAACUCAGUUACUAGUUAAUGGGGUAGCGCUAACAUUAGCGUUAAAACCCGGUGUUAGCCUAUUAGUUUUACGUUAGCCAGUUAACGUUAGCCUAUACACAAAUAACUGUCACCAGAUAUGGACCUGGACAUUCGUCAGUAUUUAACUAAGGCAAAGGCGCAACAAGACCCUGGAGCUCUGCAGUCGGCCUACCAUUUAAUCAAAGACAUGACAGCAGCUGAAACCAGCGGACCAACUCCACGCAUUGCCCCUGAGUUGUACGUCGUUUGUUCGGAAUCAGCUCUUCAGCUGGGUUGUUUGGAGAUAAGCGCAGCGUGUCUAAAGAUGUACUUUGAAGGGAAUCCGCCGGCUAAUCAAUUUCUGUGUCGAGCCUACCUCUGCCAGGGCCAGCUGAAGUCUCCACCGGCCACUGGGAGUGUGGAAGACUUUGAAGAGGCUGUGAUGUAUUUUCUUAAAGCAAUUGAAAUUUCAAAGCAGGAACCAAGAUACCAUUUCAUGGUGUUCAAUGCCUCAGUGCUAUAUUUCCAGACAGUGCGUCCCCUCCUGCAGCCAGGGCAGCGCCUACACCUGGUUCCCUCCUUCCGGCAAGUGGUCCAAAGUCUCGAGGAGGUAGCAGACCAAGACCACAGCUGGAGGGCUGAACUCAUGAUGCACCUCAUCAAAUGUCUUGUUGACUCAGGGAAAAUGGAGGAUGCUGCAAGUUUUGCCAAAGUUACAGAAGAAUUGAUGAAGUCACAUACCCCACAUCUUUAUCCAAGACUCUUUAUAUUACUGGUACAACACAAUCUGAGAGAGAGUAAUGUCCUCAUUGAAAUGAGCAGGCAGAAUACCACCUUAGCAGUCAUUUACAAAAUACAGGAAUUUAAAAAGUUGGGAGAAAUAAAUAAGGAUGAGCUGACAAAAGAGGAUUCUGCCAAGCUUGAGGAGAUUUUCCAUCUCCUGGUGGAUUGUACGAAAACAUCCACUACGACCAUGAACCUUAGCCCUCUUCAGAGCCCAAUCCCCAUCCAACCAGCUGACAGAGUUGCCUUCCUCCUGGAGUUGGCUCUGCUGGCCUUGCAAGUGAAGCAUCAGAAAGUAGCUGCCGACUGUUUGAAAGAGCUAAAGUUGGCAAGAGAGGCUAGCAUUGGCCAGCGCUUAAUAAUGGAAUGUAUCAACUGUGAAAUCAACCUCCUGAAGAAAGCGGAGAAGAUGAAUGUCUAUUCCAAAGCCAGUGUGGAGGCCCGGCUGAAGGAGAUAGACAAGCUGGAUAAGUGGCUGCAGACUGCAGUGAGAGAGGGGGACCCUGAGGCUGUGCAGGCAGUGUGUGCUACCCAGUGGAGAUUCUGCCUGCCCCUUUUGCAGCACAACCUCAGGAAAUGCAUCAAGACACCUCUGCUCAAAGUGGUGCAAGCACUGGAAGACAUGCAGAGUAUGUUGCUGGAGAUGCGCUGUCAAGUCCACUCAGAGCUGGCAGUGAUUGAAGAGGAGGAGGGGCGCCUGGAGGCUUCUUUGACCCAGCUUCAGAAAGCCAUGCUGCUGGAUAACGGGGCACAACGAGAACGCCUGUCAUCAGCUUUGCGCCUCCUGCAGCUCAGAGGGACCCUCUUCCAAACACCCUCCCGGACCGAGGACAAAGCUGCUAUGCUUAUGCAGCAGGCCAGGGACAUGGAACCUAAAGAUAAGACAGACACUCGUCCCAUCCUGGUUGCAGUGGGUCUCCUUUUGUCCCCUGAUGAUUUCCAGAUGGUUCUGGAUGGAGACAACCCUUCCACAAUUCCCGUAGGCAGUCUUGGAUCUGGACCAGUGGCUCAGCUCUCUGCGAAGGCUCAGCAUCACUCUACAUCUUUACAGAAGGUGGAUGGACACCUGGUUAGACAAAGCAGUGACACCGAUAACACAGAGAGGAUGAAGUUGUGGGCAACACUGGUGAAGACAGCCAGGAGACAGGAAGUUUGGGAUGUGUGCCGAGCUGCUUGUCGAUUCUGUUUGCUUUACGAUGAUGGGAGAUGGAAGAUUUCCAAGGCUGACAAGUGUACAUGCUUGGAGGAGGAAAGCUGUGCAGAAUGUCUUCAUGGGUGCAAUGAAAGCCAAACCUGUAUGAGGGACUUCCUGCGCCUUUUAGCUGAAAUCCACUUCAUCAGUGCUGAGGCCACUGUCCAAAAGCUGCUAACGGAGGGAGUGCAGCUUAACAGCCCUGCUGUCCCCCCACAGGAGGUUUGUGUGUCUGAAGCGGACCCACACUGGGUUGUUUACAGAAACUGGAUCCAGGCUCUGUCUGCCUACGCCACCUCCAACUUCUUGCGGGCAGCGGAGCUCGGAUCAGAGAUCAGGGAGCCGUGGGUGGUUGGAAAUGCAGCCAUUUACCUGUGGAACUACAGCAGCCACUUACUAGCAGCUGGCGAGUACCAGUGCUUGUUUCUCCCCUUCCAGAGUCUGGUGGAGAUGCUACGAAAGAUAGAGUUCACUGGGAAUCGUGCCCUAGUUGUGCUGCUAUGUGAUGCUGUGGCCCGGGGUUUGAUCCAGCCUCUAUGUGGACCAGAGAGUGUUGAAGAAGCCCUGCAAGGAGACAAAAGCAAAAGCAGAGCUGAAAAGGGGAUGGAGAAGGCUGCCACUGCCACUGUUUUCUUAGACCCUGCUGCUCAGCAGGACGUCCGCAUGGCAUUAGAGCUCUGUGACUACGCCCUCCACAUAUCCAACUGCAGCAUCCAAGGGGAGGCGGUCCCCAUUGCAGCAAGGAAACAGGUGGUGGCCACAUGGGUGCAGAUCAAGAGGCUGCUGCAACAGCAGAUCGGCUCAAAGAUUGACACUAAAGAUGAGUGUGAGAAUGAGGAAGUGUCAGCGAUGACGCGCGUGCUGAUCGGAGUGGAGAUGCUCCAGUGCAAUAGGAACCCGAGGCAUAUGGAGUUCUCUGUUCCCAGUCUUUCCUCACUGGUGAGCAUGGCAUCAGAAUGCAGCUGGACGGACGCCGUGGUGGAGAUGCAGGUGUGGAGCCAGCUGGCUGCCUUCUGCCACUAUGCCAAGGAACACAGCUUGGUGUUGUGCUGCACCAAGAGCGCUCUGCAGCUGGAAGAAGCAGCAGCAAAGAGCCUAAACACCAUGCCCUGUGUUUUGUAUGACCUUACUGCAGUGAAUGAGAUACUAAGCAGUGCAGCCUGUUUGAGGGGCUUGAGCUUAGUCCAUGAGUCCAAUGGAGAUCUACACACUUACAGAGAGGCUAUGAAGGUGCUUCUCUCCAGUGUCAGCUAUGCAGAAAAGGCAAAGAAUCCAGCAUUGUGUGUCACAGCUGCCAGGCAUUACUGGAACACUUGUCUACUCCUGACACAUACUCCCGAGGAAAGAUGGCAACUCCAAGAUCCCCUGGAGAGGAUCCUGAAUGCUCUGGUUCAUACCACCACUAAACAUGCAAAUAAACAGAACAAAGUGAAAGGUUUGCUGACCUCGACAGCACUGCCUCUUGGGAGUUCUAAACAUGAAGCAACAGUAGGUGAAGAGGACCUAACCCUGAGAGCAGCCAUUUACAGUUUGCUGCUCCACAUCCACAUUGAUAAAACAGACUGGAAAAAUGCUCUGCAGCUGCUGGACAAAGCUACCAGAGACAUGCCUCGCAGCAGACACAGACUAUCUCUGCUGAAACAUUCUAUACUGGUGAAAGCACGACUGGGGGCAAGUGUAUUGAUGGACAUGCAGAAGUUUCAAGACGAAGGAGAGCAGUGCUGUUCAUUUAUGUGGCAUCAGGUGGCACUGUGUGCUGGCAAUAUAAGCCAGCAGCUGACCUGCUACCAGAAAUCCAUCACAUCUCUGUUGAGCACAGAGACUCAGUGGCAGAAGGUCAACCUUAUGCUGGAGUUUGGAGAGUGGCUGUAUUGUCACAACUUCCCCAAAGCCACUGCCCAACACCAGGUUGAGUGGGCCAUAGACAUCCUUCUACACCUGGAACCUGAACAGGAAGAAGGAGCAGAGGACAAGUCAAAAAAGAGGGGUUUACGUUCAGUGGAAUGUGAGUCUCUGGUGGGAGUCCAGGGCUUGUCAUUCAUGCAAAAUGUGUCCAGUCUGAGAGAUGUGCAGCGCCUUGACUGCUUAGUCCGAGCACACACUCUGCUCGCUGUCAUGGCAGACAGGACUUCACCUGAGCACCAGCUUAACCUGCUCAGAGCCUACACCUUUGUACUUCAAAUAUGGCAGGUUUCCAUGUCAGUUGCUUAUGAGAUUUCCAUUGAUAUGGCAAAGAAUCAGCCACUUCAGCCACCUCCCUCUGCUGGAUCCAAAAAAGGCAAAGAGAAAGGCAAAGGCAAGAAAGAUGUAAAAGUGAAAGAUACAACACCUGCAGAAGAAAGAGCUAAACCUGUUGUCCUGGAUCAGGCACUUCCUUCCUCACCGAAAGACUGGGCUCGCUACAUCUGUCCUGACCAGGCCAGGCAGAUAUUCAGAACCAACAGUAACCCCCACUGUAUCAAUACACACAGCAUCGCAAAGCAGACUCAAAGCCUGUUUUUUCUUGACCUGCUGGAAAAAGAGCUUCACUCACUCUCACUCGAUAACCUGACCCUGCCCAUAAUGCAUCUAGCUGAAACCAUUGCUCAUGACCUUUUGGAUGGGAGGAGCCUCUCUGACCUCUACCGACUUAGGAUUGUGAGGACCUGUUUCCAGCUGGGUUUGGAGACACAUUCACCAUAUCAGGAGACACUCCUGAACUUGUGCAGAAUCCAAGAACAAGAACAGAUGGAGUGCCACAAAGUGAUUGCUUGUUCGCAGGGAAGGAGACGCCUUCACAAAGCUUACAAUCAGAAAGCUGAGAUGGAUGAAAACGUUGGGAGACACGGUAUGGAUGUGUGUGCUCAGGACAUUUGGCUGAACAAAGCUGAGGUUUGCCUCAGCAUGGGGCUCUAUCAACCUGCCCGGGACCUCCUGGCAGAAGCUCAUGUAGUGGCUACGGAGCUUGGCGAUCAGAAAACAAUUGCAAGAAGUUUGCUCAGUCUGGCCACUCUGGCUUGUGAAGAGCAGAACCAUGCCCAAGCUCUGAUCCUGCUGGAAAAGGCUCAAGCCCUGGGUGGGGAUGAAGUGUUCUGGUACCAGCUCACCCUCACUAAGGUUAGAGCUGUAGCAGGCCAAAGACUCCAAGAUGCACAAACCAAGGUUAUUCAGACUAUAAAACAAGGCUGUGGGGCUCUGAAGCUGGUUCUGGAGCAGCGGGUAAACAGAGUCCCAGAGCUCACAUUCUUGAUCACCUCCUUAGAGAUGAGAGGUGCCAUGGAAUGUAUACGUGCCACUGGAGAUGGUGAACCUGGAGAGACACUUUGCGCCGAGGCUGCCCAGAAGCUAAUGGCUGCCUGUGAUACACUCAGAGAGUGUGCCAGUAGUUUCACUAAACUCACUUAUAGAGAACAGGCAGCAGAGGCACAUGCAGAGUACGCACAUGGUGUGAGAAUUUUAGCCAACCAUGCAACUGAUAAAGAAGAGAAACAGCGCUUCCUGCUCGAUGGCCUCUCCCAAAUGCAGCUAGCUGUCACAGCGCAGGAACACCUGGUGCUGAACGCUCAGAGCCCGCUCCCACCACAGAAGGAGAGUCAUGGAAUGUCACUGGCAGCUUUGCGGAGGCUGCUGCGCCUGCGACUGGCUCUGGCAGACUUUUGUCUGGCGAUGCUGGAGGAGCACUGUACUGAGGAGAAACGCCAAGCGCUGUCCCGCGAGAGGAAAUCCUCUGCUGAGAUAGCACUCGAGGAGUUUACACACUGCACACCUGAGCCCAACUCUAUUGAACAGGAAUGGGUGAGUGUUGGUAGCACUUUGGGGCAGGUGGCUCUGGGCCAGCUGGCUGCAGUCACUUCUCACUCCUUGGACAAAGUGGAAACCAGAGCGCGCUGCCUGAGUCUGAUGGGAAAGUACCUGAGACUGCUGGCUGUGCAGGAGGACCCCAUUUAUCUGUGUGCUCUCUGGGACAAACACAAACAUAAGGAGGCCUGGCCUGACCCUAAAACUGAUUCUGUGGAGGAGGGGAAUUCAAAGAAUGAGAGAUACAGAGAAUCAAGCAGAAAAGAGCUGAGGAUGACCUCUGCUAAAAGUGCUGAGCUGCAGCGGAGCAGGCAUAAAGCCCAGCAGCUGUUGGCACAGGCCAGUAAAGCUCUCGCUGAAGCCAUCAGCCUGUGUCUCCAACAUAGCCUGCCUUUUUCCAUCCUGGCUGAUGCCUCUAUCAACAUGUUGGACUGUCAUGGCCAGUCUGAACCUACAGUGGCAGGUCAAUAUCUUGCCCUGUUUCAGAGCUGCUGCACUGCAGCUAUGAUAGCUGAAGUCCUAAGUUCUGCCUGUGCUGACACCAGUGUGUCCCAGCUCUCGGCUCUGCUCAGCCUCCACAGGAAACUGCUCCUUUCUCAGGAGGAGAAGCCCAGCUGCAUGCUGAAUGGAGCAAAGGACUCCCUCAACAGCCUUUCCAAGGCCUUCAGCCAACUAACCAUCAAUCCCAACCACCUAAGCAUCCUUGCAGAGCUCCCACCCAACCUGAAAAUCCUGCUGCUUCAGCACUCUGAAGAUGGGUCAGAAAUUUAUGGGGCCUUCUAUGAAAUGAAAAAAGCUCCAGAAAAUCAGAAAGGAAAGACUACACAAGUUACAGGUACCCUGACGUGCUCUAGAGUGGCCAAGGUUUCGGUUUGCCCGCAGGCUCUGCUGGCACUGAGGGAGCAGACUCGGGCCUUUGGCCAGCACACUAGACAUUCCCUCCUCAAGGAAGCCUGUUGGCACAGUGCUGAGGGCAGGAUGGAGGCCUCUGAGGAACAUCAGGUUUUUCCUUGUAAAACUGCUGCAGAUGAAAAGUUAGCACCUCACUUCUGCAAAAUUGUACAAGAUAUGGAAGACUAUUUGAAUCCACUUCUCACACAGUUUGACUUCUCUUGCUUAAGGCUCCAGGCUGCAUCAGUACCAUUUCUUGAGACAACCAAAACCAAAGAUAAAGAAGAAAAAGGGAGCUCAACUAUUACCAACCAAUUACCAACCGAACCAGGGGAGUAUGUGGUGUUGCUGGCGGACAGAAAGUUGCUGGAGUUGCCACUGGAGUCUUUGUCAAUCCUUCAGAAGGAAGGCCUGAGCUCUGUGUCCCGAGACUUUUCCCUUCAGCUUCUUCACAGUCGACUGAACAGAGAAGUACUAGAGAAAGUUGAAAGUGACAACAAAAAGGAGACCAAAGGUGGUAAAGGAACUAAGGGGAAGGCAGAUCAAAGCCAAGCCAUCAAAGUGAUACAUGCCAAUCAUGCCUCAGCUUCGAACACCUUCCCUGUUGACACACGAAACCUCAAAUAUAUCAUCGACCCUUACAAUGAAGGCAUCUUUGAAGGGACCAGUCUGAGCAAAAGGAUAAAGGAGAUCUUGGAAACACACAGCAAACAAACGCCCAGUCUGUCUGAGAUGGAGCAGCUGCUGAGCAGAUGCAGCGCCAUUAUUUACCUGGGGAUGGAGCGCUUCAUGGCAAACAUCCCACCUGCUAAACUAGUUGCCCUCAGUCUAUCAGAGUGCCGCAUGGCCCUGCUGUUUGAGCAGGUUCAGAACAAUACAAGCUUUCUCCGACAAUCAAUCCUUGACGUGCACAAGAGCACAGGACAGCUUGCCCUGGAGAAACCCCUUGAGACUGCUCUGCUGUUGAGUUUGGCUGGUGUCGGCUGUGUUGUCCUCAAUCAGUGGCACUGCAGCCUUCAACAGAACGCAUACAACAUGGCCAUCGUUCUGGACAAUCUACUGAGAGUCGGACAGACCUCUGGUCAGACCAUCCAUGCUUUGAGGAAAGGGAACGGUUCAGAGAUAGCACACUACAAGGUUACAAGAUCAUCUGAUCUCAUGCUCCUCUCUGACUCAAAGGAAGACAAUGUUCUCCACAAAAUGACUCUCACACCAUCAGCUUUCAACUGUAUACUUUAUGGACUCCCUAACUUAAUUGUCAUGUAAUAUACUGUAGUAUAAACUCAAUAUUCCUCUCUCAGUUCAAGAUGAUACAUGUCAGCAAGCUUUGCAAAUAUUACUGUCAGCAAAAAACUGAACCUACUGCAGUAUGUGGGUUAAACUCUUAAUAAAGGAUGAUUCAUUACUUACAUUCUCCUCUAUGUGAAUUUAUGAGAAUACUGGCUUUAUACAUGAUGUUUUUAAUAUUGUUUUUACUAUACACAGCAGACAGUAAUAUACAAUAUGCAACAUGCCUGCUAGAGCUCUCAAUGUUCUGAGAGAGGGUAGCUUACACAGCUUCACCCUGUACAUGCCUUGUAUUAUUAAAAUAUCAAUGUAACUGUG
Messenger RNA from Seriola aureovittata, 8390 nucleotides. Its product is annotated as cilia- and flagella-associated protein 46. NCBI's taxonomy places the organism in Eukaryota, Metazoa, Chordata, Actinopteri, Carangiformes, Carangidae. The record is from RefSeq and is a predicted model, not a curated record. Gene Ontology annotation, biological process: cilium movement involved in cell motility; axoneme assembly. The coding region runs from base 261 to 8051 and encodes 2596 amino acids. Gene Ontology annotation, molecular function: protein binding. The transcript is spliced from 59 exons.